This is a messenger RNA of Arachis duranensis, 1021 nucleotides long. Its product is annotated as inositol oxygenase 4-like. Gene Ontology annotation, molecular function: iron ion binding; inositol oxygenase activity. The record is from RefSeq and is a predicted model, not a curated record. Gene Ontology annotation, biological process: inositol catabolic process. Lineage: Eukaryota; Viridiplantae; Streptophyta; Magnoliopsida; Fabales; Fabaceae. Bases 103 to 933 code for a protein of 276 amino acids. The transcript is spliced from 10 exons. Gene Ontology annotation, cellular component: cytoplasm.
UGGAUUAUAAAAACCCCUGGAUUAUUCAAUUGAUUUCAUGUUUCAUCAGUGCUUUGUUUCUUAGGUGAUUUGGUUCUGUAUUUUUCUUGAGAUACAAUAAAAAUGGCAACCGUUGAAGUUGCAAAGAACAUGGGACAAUCAUCAGAAACCAAUGAUGAAUCAUCCAAGGGAUUUGAUGCUCCAGACACCAAUGCAUUUGGACAUUCAUUCAGGAGCUAUGAUGCUGAAAGUGAAAGGCAAAAGGGUGUAGAGGAAUUCUAUAAGCAACAACACAUCAACCAGACAUAUGACUAUGUGAAGAAAAUGAGAGAGGAGUAUGGAAAAUUCAACAAAGGAGAAAUGAGUAUAUGGGAAUGUUGUGAGCUUCUCAAUUCAGUGGUGGAUGACAGUGAUCCUGAUUUGGAUGAACCUCAAAUCCAGCAUUUAUUACAAUCUGCUGAAGCUAUUAGAAAAGAUUUUCCCAAUGAAGAUUGGAUGCAUUUGACUGCUCUUAUUCAUGGUGACACAUUCCCCGUUGGGUGUGCUUUUGAUAAGUCAAAUGUUCACUAUAAGUAUUUCGAGCAAAAUCCUGAUUUUCACAACCCUAAAUAUAACACUAAAAAUGGGAUUUAUGAAGAAGGAUGUGGACUAGACAAAGUAAUGAUGUCAUGGGGUCAUGACGAUUACAUGUACAUGGUUUGUUUGGCAAAUGGAACUACUUUGCCUCCACCAGCAUUGUUCAUUAUCAGAUAUCACUCUUUCUACCCUUUACAUAGGGAAGGAGCAUAUAAACAAUUCAUGAAUGAAUCAGAUCAUGAGGGUUUGAAGUGGCUCCAUACAUUCAACAAAUAUGAUCUCUACAGCAAGAGCAAAGUCAAAGUUGAUGUUGAAAAAGUCAAGCCUUAUUACAUGUCUCUCAUUAACAAGUAUUUCCCAGAAAAGCUUAAGUGGUGAAAACAUAAUUACCACCAGGGACUGAUCGAAUUUGCCUUCAUGAUUCAGCUUUCUAGCUAUUCAUCUUUGUUUCCAGCAUGGUUGAGUG